Molecule: messenger RNA, 1914 nt
Organism: Linum trigynum
Lineage: Eukaryota; Viridiplantae; Streptophyta; Magnoliopsida; Malpighiales; Linaceae
Source: the annotation of a GenBank genome assembly
UCAUAACAACUUAGUAGAGACCGAGGAAGCUAAAACAUAGGAAUAACCAUUGAAGUUUUGCUUUUCCUUGUCUUUUUUCCUUCUUCAAUUUUGAAAGGACAAGAGAAACCAACUAAGAUGUGAAGAAGUGUUCCAAACCUCUCAAAACAACCCUUCCUAAGAAAUAAAGUAAAUCAAAAUUUAUCAAUCAAUGAACAUAAUUUCAUCUCUUUCUUUGUUACUGUCUCUUCAUGUACUUGUUGUAAAUGCCGAUCCACAAAUAUUCGAUGUGACGCAAUUUGGAGCCAAAUCAGAUGACCUAACAGACAUUAGUCUGGCAUUGACAAAUGCAUGGGCCAAAGCUUGUGCAUCGGCGACGCCAAGCAAAGUAUUGAUCCCCGCCGGGAAAUAUGUGGUGGGAACGGUGGGGAUGGAAGGGCCUUGCAAGAGCGAGGUCCAUGUCCAAAUCGAUGGCUAUUUGAAGGCCCAGAUCGUGGGCCUCAGGCGCCUGAGUUGGAUCACGUUCUCGGGCCUAAAAAAUCUGGUCUUGUUUGGCUCCGGCACCCUCGACGGCCAAGGCCCCACGGCGGCGAAACUGCCUGAGAAUCGCAAGAACAAAGUUGGCAUGCCACUUGCUGUGAAUCUGCGAUUGGAGUCCAUCACCAACGGCCUAAUCGAAGGCCUAACGUCCAAAGACAGCCGCAGCUUCCACGUCCACAUCUCCCGCUCGAGCAACAUCACCGUCCGCGGCCUCACCGUCACGGCGCCGCCGGACAGCCCCGACACCGUCGGCAUAUACCUCCGGCGGACCCACCGGGUCAACAUCUCGGACGUCGCCAUCGCCACGGGGGACCACUGCAUCAACCUCGCCGACGGGUCGCAGCAGGUGAACGUCCGGAACGUGACGUGCGGUCCCGGCGGCCGGACCGGGAUCCUCGUCGACAGCCUCGGGAAGACUCCCGACGAGGAGAAGGUGAUGGACGUCGCGGUGACGAACUGCAGCUUCCACGGGACCGGCGGCGGCGUGAGGAUCGAGGCGGUGCCGGGGACGAUCAACACCGCGAUGGAUAUCACGUUCGAGGAUUUGGUCAUGGACAAAGUUGAGAAUCCCAUUAGCGUUGAUCAGAAGUUUUGCCCUGUUCAGUCCUGUGAAAAGGUGGAACCGAAGGUGACAAUAAAGGAUGUGAGCUUCAAGAACAUCAAGGGGACUUGUGCAUCGCCAUUGGCCAUAGACAUUUCGUGCAGCAGUGCUUCCUUCUGUAAAAAUUUGGAGCUUGCUGAUAUUGAUCUUAAGCCUGUUGGUACUGCCGCUGGGCCAACAGCACAAACCUUGAAAUCUCAAUGCACCAAUGUUAAGGUCAUAAAGUCUGGAUUAGUUAGCCCAGAUGGGUGUUAAUUAAUGAUCAAAAUUAAUCAAGACAAUGAAUUAACCUUGUAAUAGUACUUAUUUGUGGCUUGAUAUUUGUAGUUCUUUUACUCUUUUUUUUGGCACAAAACAACAAUGUGUGUAGCUAGUAAAUUGUUUGAUAACUCUAUGAAUUACACAACAUAACAUAUUGAUUAAGUAGUAGGGUAUACAUAAACCGUGGCGAUUGUGGUCUUGUGAUACAUGAUUCAGAAAGUCAUAUUUUUGUAGAGUUUGCUUUCAUAGUUUGAUUUUCACCCCCUGAAUGAUACGUGCAUAUACUAAAAGGGAAGUGGAUUAUACAUCCCAAAGGAUUCGAGUUGGCAUGACUAACAUGGAGGAACAAUCUAUGAAUGUAACGCACCAUAAGUUAUAGUUAUUAAUAUGAUGUAACAAUGCCGACAAUUUCUAGGUGUGGUUACAUCUCCAUUAAUUAGAGUUAACCCCAAUCAAAUUGCCGGUCAAGUGGAACGUGCACUAAUUGCAUAUUUGACUUGACUUGAUCUUAAGGAUAAACGGAUUUAAAGUUC